CCAUGAGUGGCUUAGACGUUUCAAUCGAAUCAGCCGGCUCUGCCGGAAAAGAAAUCCCUUUAGAAGAGGAAAACUGGCUCUUCGAUGCAUUCAACGACGGAGUCAUGGGUGACGUCCGAAAAAUGCAAAAAGAAGCUUUGCAAAAAUGUGUCAAUGAUUACUCAAGGCAGUUGAACAAGUUUGCUGCGUCCUUGGAUCUUUCAGUAACGUCAUUUGAGAACCAUUGGACUCCUGUUUUGUACAAUAACGGCUCCAUCGUUUCAACUGAUUUCGAACGAGAAGAAAACACAACAGUGGAUCAAAUGUUGAAAAACGCUUCUGGGGACAAAGAGUUGAACAAGAUGUUGUUGGUGUUUGCGACUUUGUGCAGUGAAAUAAAGUAUCUGAAGAAAGUUGCAACUAAAAAGUACUUCCCAAUGCUGUUGUUCUACGGGGAAGACUUGGUUGAUUUCAAAGCAGAUGACAAUGAUGCUGCGAGUCAUGAGAAGAUCACUGAGUUUGUGCCUCAGAUCAUAGAAGUGUCUCACUUCAUUAAGAGGUGCCAACAGGUGUACAGGAACAUUCUGUGUCAAUUGGCGGCAGUCUACAACAGGAAGCAGAACCACUUCAUCGUCACUGUCAGUGUGACUUGUUUGAUGGACCACGUGGCAGUUUUGCUGGGUAUUUUGCUCAGACUGGACGAGAUCAUCGUAUUCAAUCAGACCCUGCGAGACCAUUGGGACAUGUACAAGCGCAUGAUCAAGUCCAUUACCCAGAGUCCAGCCAUGUUUGACACCACUCCGGACGCAGUGCUUCCUCUGGACAAAUGGAUUGUCGAGUUCGAGGCAGAGAUAUUCGACCAGAUGAUCCUGCAGAACUGCAUCUCGCAGAACAUACAGGAUUCGGGCAGUCUCUUUUUGAACAACAAAGUGCUCAAAGAUCAUUUCACUACCGCUGUCAAUUUCAAAUUGACCGAAAUUGAGGCCUCUUUGUCCAAGAAUAGUGACUUCGCAGCGAGGUCCAGUCUGGUGAAUCUAGUCAUGCUGUUCUGUCUUCACUAUCACCUAUUCCGGGAACUGGACACCCGCAUGAACAAGCGUCUGUGGGAAGUCAUGAAGAAAGUGGCCGCAGUGAACAUCUACGGGCCCAUAGUGUGGUAUGCGCCCGAGUUUGUGCUGAACAUGGUGAGUCCUGCGGGGAAGAAUGUGGACAAGAAAGUGCUGGCUGCGAUCGACACUUCCAGGAAGAACGGACUGAAGGACACCCCCUCUGUCAUCCACAGACAACUCCACUACAUGACUGUCGCAGUGGCUCAAUGGCAGAUGCAAUUUGAAUCCACUUUCUCGACUAAGAAGUCGUCUUCAUCAGACAAUAAGUCAGUGUUGGACGGACUGAAGACGAAGAUGCGAGUGUGUAACUCGGGGCUGUCCUAUGCCAGGUCAAUCAGCAACCUCAUCAAAAUAGUGCUGCCUCUCUACAUGGACAGCGGACAUCAGAUGUCAACCAAGGUGGCGCUGCAAAUCAUGAGGCUGGUUGAAGUGCUCAAAAUAGUUCAGCUGACAAUAAAUGCAUCUAGCCACUCUGUACACAAACUCAUCCCACUUGCUCUGCAGAACUUACAGGGUCUGUUUCUGAGGAAUCUUCAGGUCAUUCUUAGAAAGUUUCCAAAAAGUAAAGCGAAGCAGAAUAAAGCAGACGUAAACGCAUCCGUGGCAUUGUUGCGACAAGUUGCUCUAAACAUGGCAGGUCCAGUCAAUCAUCAAAGGUUGUCAAUUGUUCAUUUGCUGCUGGAAGUAUCUCUUCAAAAACUACGCUCUAGUCUAAAAGAGGAAGAAAUUGCGAAAUUAUUCGACCAAAUUGAAGAAAUGAACCGAACUAUGAUGUUCUUUGACAACUUGAAGGAAGUGACGGAUUGCAUGUUUUUGAACUGGGCUAAAGCUUGUGUACCUGUUUACCUGUCGAAUUUGCUAACUUGUAAGUUGCAACCCAACUCACCCGUUAGUCUAUACAGCCCUUCGGCUUCUAGUGUGCCGCUUCUAUUUUGUGCUCUGAAUGAUAUCGUAGCGGCCAUGGAUAAAUGUGGGCCGGAAGCAGAAAAACUAAAAAACGCGUUCGAAGCCGAAAUUCUUGACUUCUUUGAGAAGCACUUAGUAGCGCCCCUGAAGUUAGAAAUUGAAACCGAUCUGCGAUAUUCGACGCAUGUUCAUCUGAAAGUGAAGGACUCAAAUCCAAUGAAACAGGCAGUCGUUUUAAACGACUUAAAACCAAUUGUGGCUAUGAAGCCGUUUCGAUUUGUGAGUCGAUACAUAAACAUAGCAGCCCAGCUUUCGGUACAUUUGACUCAAAUGUUUUAUAACUUGACAACAAUCACGCCUCAAGAUUGGCAAGCGUACACAGCUAUGAAGUUUUGCGCAGUUGAAAGGUACGGCGAUGUGAUUCAAAUUUUGGACGGUAAAUUACCCCAACAAACUUUGGAACAAGGUCUGGACGUCCUGGAAAUUAUGAGGAACAUUGACGUGUUUGUAUGUAGUUAUUUCUAUAAUUUGAACAAUCAGCUUUUUGUGGAGCACGCGACGAAAAAUAACCGACACGUGAAUACAAUAAAUAUCCGACACAUCGCGAAUUCGAUGCGAACACACGGAACUGGUAUUAUGAACACGACUGUGAACUAUGUCUUCCAGUACUUGAGGAAACACUUCAAGAUGUUUUCACUGUUUCUGCAUGAUGAGCAUAUCAAAGGAAAGCUGAUCAAGGAGAUCCGCUUUUUCCGGGAGAAGAAGGAAGAGCUGAACAACAUGUACCCCUAUGACAGGGCGGAGAAGCUGAACAAGAGUAUUCGUCGACUGGGUCUGAUGGACAACGGGGAGAGCUACCUGGACAAGUUCAGAGAACUCAUCAGCCAGAUUGGCAAUGCACUCGCUUUCGUACGCAUGAUCAGAUCGGGAGGACUGAACACCUGCAGUCACGCCAUUGAGUUCGUGCCUGACUUGGACGACAUAGUCUCAUUUGAGGAACAAGUGAAGGCAGAGAAACUAUCACAGGAAACAGAGGAUGCUGCCAGGAAUCUGGACACUUGUCUGGAGAACUUGAGCAAGAACUUCGCAGAAGGCACCGAUUACUUCGGCCUAUUCGUAAAUGUGUUCUCCACUGAGUUUCACAAAGCGAAAAACAUUCAUGUGAAGAAUUUCUAUGUGAUUGUGCCAGCAUUGAUGAUCAAUUUUGCGGAAAAGAUGAAAACGCGACGUGAACAGAUGGUGAAGAAAGACAAGACGGGUGCUCUGUUCACAGACGACGGGUUUGCGAUGGGAGUUUCGUUUGUGCUGUCGUUUCUGGACCAGAAUGGAGACUUCGACUCUCUCCACUGGUUCGACUCCAUCCGGACAAAGCUGAAGAGUGACCUUGAAGAGGCAAUGGCUAGACAGAGUGCACUCAAUUCUAACAAUAGAGAAGACAAGAAACAGUUACAGGCGUCAGAAGUGACCUUUACGAAGAUUGAGAAGUUGCGAAAGGAGUUUGACCUGCUUUUCUUCUCCUUCUCCAGUGCGAGGAUAUUCUUCCAGCAGCCGGAUCCAGACGACCACCAAGACGGAGGCGAGAACUACUUGAUGUAACCGAAUAGAAGCGAGCUAAUCGGAUCAACCGGAUACUUGAAGAGAUACGAAUAAGUGGCGUCAAUAUCACGUAGAAACUAUUAGAAUCAUGAUAUAAAUUCGCCAAUCGCGAGGUCAGCGUCGUAUUAAAUAUUGUGAAAUCAACGCAGAAAAAAGGCACUGAAACGAGCGAACUAGCAUAGCCUUGAAACACUAAAUCAGCAACAGCACAAUACAACUUCAUGUGAAACAGUAUCAUAUACAUCAUCAUCAUAAUGUUGUUCCUGAUCAUCAUUGGAACUCUCAAGGUCCUGAUCCUCAAGGUGACAUCUCUGCUUUAAUUUGUCCAUUUUGUGUAACUGCGUUAUGCCAGAAGAAUUUCAACUAUCUUCGAAAAAAUCAUUUGAAAUCAGUUCGCUAAAUGUUCGACCGUUGAAAAAUGACCGAAUAAGCCAGUUUUCGAGGCUUUUAAAUUGAAUGGUUGUUAGUUUGUCUCUUCUAUGUAUACCUGAUCAUUGUCUUAUCCAUAUAUUUAUUUUACUGUAAUGAAUAUUUAUUUUUCUACUACAAAUUAUGUCCCUGAUUGUUAGUUAG
This is a messenger RNA of Symsagittifera roscoffensis, 4163 nucleotides long. RefSeq names its product WASH complex subunit 4-like. The transcript has 10 exons. Gene Ontology annotation, biological process: endosome organization; endosomal transport. Bases 3 to 3590 code for a protein of 1195 amino acids. Gene Ontology annotation, cellular component: WASH complex; endosome. The record is from RefSeq and is a predicted model, not a curated record. Lineage: Eukaryota; Metazoa; Xenacoelomorpha; Acoela; Convolutidae.